Penaeus indicus is the source of this 1137-nucleotide messenger RNA. Its product is annotated as arrestin homolog. Gene Ontology annotation, molecular function: G protein-coupled receptor binding. Gene Ontology annotation, cellular component: cytoplasm. Bases 1 to 1137 code for a protein of 378 amino acids. The record is from RefSeq and is a predicted model, not a curated record. Gene Ontology annotation, biological process: signal transduction; G protein-coupled receptor internalization. The transcript is spliced from 3 exons. Lineage: Eukaryota; Metazoa; Arthropoda; Malacostraca; Decapoda; Penaeidae.
AUGGUGAACGCGAUCAAGGUCUUCAAGAAAAAAUCUCCAAAUGAGAAGAUCACGGCCUACCUGAGCCAGCGCGACUUCUCGGACCGCCGGACGCACACCGAUCCCGUCGAUGGCGUGGUCGUGGUGGACGGCGACUUCCUGCAGGAUCGUAAGGUCUUCACGAGGGUGGUGCUCACGUACCGCUAUGGCAGGGAGGAGGACGAGGUCAUGGGACUCAAGUUCAGCAAGGAGUUCGAACUUGUCCACGCCGAGGUCGUCCCUCUCGACGGCGAGAAGGGACUCACCGACCUGCAGGAGAAGAUCGUCAAGAAGAUAGGAGGUAACGCGACUCCCUUCCGCGUCGCCCUGCCCGACCCGGCGCCCUGCUCAGUCACGCUCGACCCCGGCAGCGAUGAAUCGAGUAAGAUGCUGGGCGUUUCAUACGAACUGAGCUUCUACGUGGCCGGGGCCAAGGAGGAGUCCCCGAAGCCGCAGGACACCGUCACCUUCUCCGUGCGCAAGGUGCAGUACGCCCCGAUCAACCCUGACCACCGCCAGCCCCAGCUCCUCGUCCGCAGGAACUACUCCCUCUCCCCGGGCAGCCUCAUCCUCGACGUCAGCCUCGGCCGCGACAUCUACUUCCACGGGGAGGAGAUCGAGGCCCACAUCACCAUCAGCAACAACUCGAAGAAGAGCGUGAAGUCCAUCGCCGCCGAGGUCAUCCAGCACGUGGACAUCACCAUGACCAACAUGUACUACACGCGCGCGGUGGCCUCCCUGGAGUCGCGCGACGGCUGCCCCAUCAUCCCCGGCGCCUCCCUCUCCCGCUCCAUCGCCCUCAGACCCGUCAUCGCCAACACCAUCGCCAGUCGCUUCGGGGUCGCCCUCGACGGCCAGGCCAAGGACAAGGACGCGAGUCUCGGCUCCUCCACCCUCUGCAACGCCAACAGUAGCGCCAACGACUGCCUGGGCAUCCUGCUCUCCUACUCCUUCCGCCUGAGACUCAACUGCGGUGCCAUCGGGGGGGCGAUAUCCUGCGACCUGCCCUUCAAGCUGAUGCACCCCGACCCCUCGGCGCCGACGGAGGAGGACGACCUCGAGUUCGAAGACUUCACUCGACUCCGGCGCGGAAAGUCCUUCGAAAGCUCCGGAGAAUAA